UUAUAUCAGAGACACACCCCCUCGACCAUGCCAUGUCACUAUAAAGGACCAGAGGAGGACACAGAUGACAGACUUGGACAUCUAACAAUCCACAAGAGGCCCAGAACAGGUUCCCCAACAGCAGAUUUAACAUUUUCCUGGAGGUGAAUGCGGUAUGGAGAGAACUUUUCUUCUGCUGCUGAUUGUGCCUUUGACUGCUGCCACCCCGCUGAGACUUACACAGAGCUCUGAAGCAGAGGUCCUCCUCUCAGGGGCAGCUGCUCAGGCCGUGGGCGCGAGAGGGUCCGAUAAUGGGCAGGAGACGCAUGCCCCGCUGGUGAAGAUUGUCCCGUUUCAUUCAGCGGACAAACAACUUGAACCACACGCUCUGAAAGACAGCAUGGCAGAGAAGCCACGGACACGGCGCGCACUUCAGCGUGGAUGCCAGCUCGGGACGUGCCAGCUUCACAACCUAGCCAACACUUUAUACCACAUCAGCAAAACAAGUGGGAAAGAGCAGUCAAAGAAGGCCAGUGACCCACAAGGAUUUGGCAGAUAGGUCCUGGAAGUAACUAUGGCACCAAAAGGACUGUGCAAGUGCCUUCAUUUAUCUACAAAGUGUAUAUAUAUAUAUAUAUAUAGGCUAUUAUAUAGGCUAUUAGUUCUACUUAACUGGUACUUGCUUAAA
Menidia menidia (Atlantic silverside) is the source of this 667-nucleotide messenger RNA. The record is from the annotation of a GenBank genome assembly. Lineage: Eukaryota; Metazoa; Chordata; Actinopteri; Atheriniformes; Atherinopsidae.